AUGCAGAGGACAAGAGCCUUGCGCCAUGCCGCUGUCAACGGAGCUAAGAGAGCCGUGACGGAGCUUUCUAACUAUCCCAAAGCAGGCGAGAAGCUUCACGGCUUUACGUUGCUGCGCACCAAGCAUGUGCCCGAGCUCGAGUUGACGGCCCUGCACCUGCAGCAUGACAAGACCGGCGCCGAACAUCUUCACAUUGCCCGUGACGACAGCAACAAUGUCUUCUCCAUCGGCUUCAAGACCAACCCCCCGGAUGACACCGGCGUACCGCACAUCCUGGAGCACACCACGCUAUGUGGCAGUGAGAAAUAUCCCAUCCGAGAUCCAUUCUUCAAGAUGUUGCCGCGCACUCUGUCCAACUUCAUGAAUGCCUUCACUGCAUCGGAUCACACCUUCUACCCCUUCGCCACCACCAACGCCCAGGACUUUCAGAACUUGAUGGGCGUCUAUCUUGACGCGACCCUUCAUCCACUGCUCAAGCAGACCGACUUCACCCAGGAAGGAUGGAGGAUAGGUCCAGAGAACCCUCAAGCCAUCGCUAGCGGUGAGGAGGCCAAGCCUGAGGACCGUAAGCUGGUUUUCAAGGGGGUCGUCUACAACGAGAUGAAGGGACAGAUGUCUGAUGCUGGCUACCUAUACUACAUCAGGUUUCAGGACCACAUCUUUCCGGACAUUAACAACUCCGGUGGUGACCCGCAGAAGAUCACCGACCUGACCUAUGAACAGCUGAAGCAGUUCCACGACGAGCAUUAUCACCCCAGCAAUGCCAAGCUAUUCACCUACGGCGAUAUGCCUCUGGGAGACCAUCUGAAGGAGAUCGACGCCCAACUCAGUGCAUUUGAGAGGAUACAAGGCGACUUGAAGAUUCACCGACCCAUUGACCUCGCUGGUGGUCCCAAAGAGAUCACAGUGCAAGGUCCAGUCGACCCCUUAAUGGACGCGAACAGGCAGUUCAAAACCUCAGUAUCCUGGGUACUAGGCGAAACAACGGACGUCGUGGAGUCGUUCUCACUCUCUCUACUCUCUGCAUUGCUCACGGACGGAUAUGGGUCCCCCCUUUACAAGGCCCUGAUCGAGUCAGGGCUGGGACUCGACUGGUCACCAAACACUGGCUACGAUAGCUCCAAUUCUCGUGGCAUCUUCUCAGUUGGCUUGAGCGGUGUACAGGAGACAGAUGUUCCUGCGGUCAAGUCCACGCUGCAGAACACCUUGCGCGAGGUUCGGGACAAGGGUUUCGAGAGGUCCAAAAUUGAUGGCUACCUACACCAGCUCGAACUCGGACUCAAGCACAAAACAGCCAAAUUUGGCAUGUCAAUGUUGCACAGAUUGAAGCCAACCUGGUUCAAUGGCAUUGACCCGUUCGAUUCUCUGGCCUGGAACGACACUCUUGCGGCGUUUGAGGCAGAGUUGGGCAAAGGUGGUUAUCUAGAGGGCUUGAUGGAUAAAUACCUUCUGAACGACAACACAUUGACGUUUACGAUGACCCCUUCACCCAACUUUGGGCAAGACCUGGUUCAGGAGGAGGCUGAUCGUCUCGCCACCAAGAUUGAAGCUGUAACGAAGCAAGCUGGCGGGAAGGAGGCUGCCCAGAGACAACUCGAAGAACAGGAGGUGCAAUUGCUCACUGAGCAGAACAAGACCAACACCGAGGACCUCAGUUGCCUACCCAGUGUGCACGUGCAGGAUAUUCCGAGGCGGAAGGCAGGCCCAACUUUGAGGGAUGAUGCAGUCAAUGGUGUCAAGACUCAAUGGUACGAGGCGCCGACAAACGGCCUGACAUACUUCCGUCUGGUCACUGCACUAGACAAUCUCCCGGACGAGCUAAGGCUGCUCCUGCCAUUGUUCACAGGCUCAAUUAUGCGCCUUGGUACCAAAGACACAUCCAUGGAGCAGCUAGAGGAUCUAAUGAAGCUGAAAACAGGUGGUGUGUCUGUCAGCUACCAUUCGGCCUCGUCAGCGACCGAUUUCACUCGAGCCUCCGAGGGCUUUGGUUUCACGGGCAUGGCUCUUGAUCGGAACGUGCCUCAUAUGUUCGAAAUCCUCCACAAACUAGUCGUCGAGACGAAUUUUGACAGCCCUGAAGCUGUUCAGCAGAUCCGGCAACUCAUCCAGGCAUCGGCUGACGGCGUGGUGAACGACAUUGCCUCGUCUGGUCAUUCAUACGCACGACGGGCCGCCGAGGCUGGUUUGACCAACCAGUCUUAUUUUUCCGAGCAGAUCGGUGGCUUGUCUCAAGUCAAAUUGAUCACCUCGCUUGCGAGCAGGCCAGAGUCUGACCAGCUGGAGGAUAUCAUCGCAAAGCUCAAGCAGAUCCAGCAACUAGCCAUGACGGGCGGCAGCAUCCGUGCAGCCAUCACUUGCGGGAGUGAGUCCGUCAAGGCCAAUUCAGCUGCCUUCUCAGAUUUUGUCAAAUCAUUCUCUAGCUCAGCCAACCUCCCAGCACAAGGACCAAGAAAGUUCGAACGCAACAUCAAGACGUUCUACCCUCUGCCUUACCAGGUCUAUUACGGUGCCCUAGCUGUCCCUACAGUGUCCUAUACGUCUGCCGAUGGAGCGCCGCUGCAGAUACUCUCGCAGCUCCUCACACACAAGCACCUUCACCAUGAAAUCCGGGAGAAAGGUGGUGCGUAUGGUGGAGGUGCAUACCAUCGGUCAAUGGAGGGCCUGUUCGGUUUUUACUCGUACCGCGACCCGAAUCCUGUAAACACUCUAGGCAUUAUGCGCAACGCUGGGCGGUGGGCAGUCGACAAAAAGUGGAGCGACCGCGAUCUAGAAGACGCCAAGAUCAGUGUCUUCCAAUCUGUCGACGCACCUGUCUCUGUGAACGAGGAGGGCAUGGGUCGCUUCCUCUAUGGCGUCGACGAGGAGAUGAAGCAGCGCAAGAGAGAGCAGCUUCUAGAUGUCACCAAGGAGCAGGUGCGUGAUGUGGCGCAGAAAUAUGUUGUGGAGGCCCUCGAUAAGCAAGCCGAGAGGGCGGUCUUCCUAGGCGAGAAGCAGGCCUGGGUUGAUGGUGAGUGGAAAGUCGAGGAUAUGAAUGUCAGUGGCGGAGACACAUCCUCGUGA
Messenger RNA from Diaporthe amygdali, 3060 nucleotides. RefSeq lists its product as uncharacterized. Gene Ontology annotation, molecular function: metal ion binding. The transcript has 2 exons. Gene Ontology annotation, cellular component: mitochondrial matrix. The coding region runs from base 1 to 3060 and encodes 1019 amino acids. Gene Ontology annotation, biological process: protein processing. NCBI's taxonomy places the organism in Eukaryota, Fungi, Ascomycota, Sordariomycetes, Diaporthales, Diaporthaceae. The record is from RefSeq and is a predicted model, not a curated record.